CCUUGUUGUUUAGCUUAAUUUAAGGAUUCUAUGGAACAACAUAUACUACUUGGUGAUUGAAAUAAAUAACAUAUAUAUGUAAAGCUUCAGUAUUUGCUUUUAGGGAAAACAAUGGUCUAAUUUUACGAGAAAUAUGGAGAAUCAAACUCAAGGGAUCUCUCAUGCUCAGCGGGUGCUGUCCUUGCUCAACCAACAGCGGUGCUUUGGCCAGUUUUGUGAUGCCAUGCUGAGCACAGGGAGUGGGCAGGUGCACCUGGCACAUCGCAAUGUUCUUGCCUGCUUCAGUAACCUGUUCCAAGAUCCCAGUUCAGACACGCCAUGUUUACAGUUCAGCCUCCCAUUGGAAUGCCCUGAUGAUGGGCUGGAGCUACUGAUUGAUUUUUUUUACACUGGGGAACUCCACUUGGAUGGUAGUAAUAUAGAGAAAGUUCAAAAUGCGGCUAGUGGACUGUCAGUGCCAGACUCUCUGAUGCCAUUUCAGAGUUUGAAAGAACCACUACAACUUUCUGUGUUCAGUGAAGAUGUGAAAGUCAGUCAACUUUUUCCACUGCCAUCUGCAGACUCUGAGCAUGAUCAAACAAUAAAAGAGAAGACUAGAUCUUGGCAUAUAGUGAAAGAAACACCAGAUGAAUGCAGUUUAGCUGUAGAGGUCACAGCUCGUGAUGAAGAUCCCCCUGCCUCAACGUCCAGUACUACCGCACGUUCUGGAAGGCGAGUGAAAGGGCCCAGUCGACUAACAGGGGAGAGCCUCAUGUGUGCUGUCACAAGACAAGGACCAGAAAGGACACGAACGUCAUCUAUAGAGAAUACAGAGGAAGAUCACCUCAAACCUUCUGACUCGACUGAGAAUGAGACUGAGCAGGUGGAUGGGUCUGCUGAGAAUCAAAAUGAUGAUGAUCAUGAUGAUUAUGAUCAUAAUGUCAAUGAAGAUGAAAAUGAGGAUGACAAUGACAGAGACGACGGUAUGGAUGUUCUCAAUGAGGGUACUGAUGAGGAGUAUGUGCCUCAUGACUCACCUAGCCCAACCCCAAAGACUCCACGGAGAAAGCGGAAACGAAAAAAUACCAAUAAAGAGAAUGGAGAAGACGCAUCAAAAGCCUCCAAGAAAGGCUCUGUCGAAUGUCCUACAUGCCACAAAACAUUCCUUAGCAAGUACUACUUAAAAGUACACAACAGGAGACAUACAGGUGAAAAGCCCUUUAAAUGUGCUAAAUGCGGAAAGUGCUAUUACAGAAAGGAAAACUUGCUAGAACACGAAGCAAGGAACUGUCUUAAGAGAACAGAGGUGACGUUUUGUUUGUGCCAGGUGUUUUCAUGUUCCAAAUGUACCAUGACCUUUACGAAGCGACAAGAGCUUCGCCUCCACACAGUCACACACACCGGAGAGAUGCCCAAUAAGUGCACGUCAUGCUCUGAGCAGUUUAUGCAGAAGAAAGACCUCAGAAGCCACAUGAUUAAAGUUCACGGAGCUCCUAAGCCACAUGCCUGUUCAUUGUGUACCAAGUGUUUUCUGUCCCGCACCGAGUUGCGUCUGCAUGAGGCAGCCAAACAUCGCGGUGAGAAACUGUUUGUGUGUGAGGAGUGCGGCCACAGGGCCUCCAGCCGCAACGGCCUGCAAAUGCAUAUCAAAGCCAUUCACAGAAAUGAGCGCCCCUUUGUGUGUGAGUUUUGCAAUCAUGCUUUUACUCAGAAAGCCAAUCUCAACAUGCACCUUCGGACACACACCGGAGAGAAGCCUUUCCAGUGCCACCUCUGUGGAAAGACAUUUCGCACACAAGCCAGUCUGGACAAGCACAACCGCACACACACCGGAGAGCGGCCGUUUAGCUGUGAGUUCUGUGAGCAGCGCUUUACUGAGAAAGGCCCUCUGGUACGCCACAUAGCCAGCAAACACCAAGAAGGCCGGCCACAUUACUGCAACAUAUGCAACAAAACAUUUAAAGCCAUUGAGCAGCUUCGUGUGCAUGUCAGACGCCACAAAGGCGUGAGGAAAUAUGAGUGCAGGGAAUGUGGUUACAAGUUCACCAGACAGGCACAUCUGCGCCGACACUCCCAGAUCCACACCCGCGUGGAGAACUACAACCCCAGACAGAGACGGCUGCGCAACUUGGUGGUGGAGGAUGAGAAGGCGGCUGCUUCUUCAAGUCCUUCCAGCCAAGCAGAUGGUCAGGUUGAGCCAGGGGAUCUAGUUAACCUUGUGACCCAGACAGAAGCUGUUGUGGUGGAGCAGGUGGUCUUAGCCUCUGCUGGAGGAACCGAAGGAGAACAGGCCUCUUAUUCAAUGACUGAUGAGACAGUGAAUGGUGAGCAGACUGGAUUUAGUGCCACGACUGAUGGUGGAGUUGAGCAAGGCGGGUUCACUGUGGCAGAUGUGAUGGAACAGACACUGUUGGUUACCGAUGCAUGUCCCAUCCUUCAAUCAAGUGUGGUUGUUGAGUUGUCAAGCACUGGGACUGAUGGGAAGGUCUAACUGGAGGACACUUAUUGACUCAGGAACAUAUGGAUGUGUUUAUGUUGGAGUAUGAAGAUUUGAGUUUAAGAAAGUCACGUUAUUCAAAAUAGCUUUCUCAUUACUUGCAAAACAGUAAGAAAUGGUUGUG
Messenger RNA from Triplophysa rosa, 2600 nucleotides. RefSeq names its product zinc finger and BTB domain containing 48 (gene zbtb48). The coding region runs from base 134 to 2470 and encodes 778 amino acids. The transcript is spliced from 11 exons. Gene Ontology annotation, cellular component: nucleus. Gene Ontology annotation, biological process: regulation of transcription by RNA polymerase II. Lineage: Eukaryota; Metazoa; Chordata; Actinopteri; Cypriniformes; Nemacheilidae. Gene Ontology annotation, molecular function: RNA polymerase II cis-regulatory region sequence-specific DNA binding; protein binding; DNA-binding transcription activator activity, RNA polymerase II-specific. The record is from RefSeq and is a predicted model, not a curated record.